GUCCUAGACAAGUUCACACUCGACUCGCGCGUCCCUGAUGACAUGAUGGAGAGGUUGUCCUCCAUCGAUUUGAGCCUGGAGGAUGAGGAUGAGGCUUCGCAGAGUCUCAGGCUGGACCAGGCGGUGACAGGUGUGAAAAGCUCCCAUGAUGAGUAUCGCUGUCCGAUAAGUCUCGCCUUGCCUCUCACCGUGUUUGUCAUCAUUGACAGGCUCUUGAAGGAUAUGGAGCUUGAUGCAGACGAUGAGGACAUGGAGGCAUGUGUUGCCUGGAAAUUGGUCGAGCGGUCGCAGCUGGAGGAGCUGGAAGAGGAGCCAGCAGACGAAGCAGCGUUGAUGCAGGCGGUGGAGGUCAGUGAUGACGAGGCCGACGUCAGUGAGUUCCUGGCCGAGUUCAAUGCUCAGCCCAUCGUUGCGAAGGUCCCAAUCGACCCUUUCGAGAAGGAUGCCAGCAAGGAGUUGGAUACCUUCAAGGAGUUGAAGAAUGGCAAGCGCGAUCUUUUCUAUGCACGUGGCAUGCCCAGCAACCAGAUGGUCAUCACACUGAAGGAUCGGCUGAACAUGCUCUCGGAGCAUGCCGCCAAGACGAAUUUGGAGGGCUUUCCGAGCUUCAUGAUUUUUUUGCCGACAAUGGCGAGUGGAGACAGGCAUUUGGAGAAGACGGCAUUUGCGGCUGCCUCUGGGUCGGAGGCUCACGUCAAUGCGAACCGUCCCAUGGCCGCCGAGAGCUGGGUCAAGGACAUGCUGAAUCGUGUCUUCCAGCCCGACAUCUACAGCUACAACACCUUGCUGAAGUGCUACGGCCGGCGCGGUGACUUUCUCAAGGUUGUGCUGGCUGGGCAGAAGAUUUGUUUCACAGAGGCAGAGAAGUGGAUCCGGCGCAUGCGCGCUCGAGGCUACAGCGCUUUGGUGCAGGCGUAUGUGGUUGCGGGUGACAUUGAGGGUGCUGAGCGCGUGUUCGGCGAGAUGGAAGUGACAGACGCAAGCAACACCUUCGCACACAACACGCUGCUGAAAGCCUAUGCUCAGAAGGAGCAGGCCAAAAAAGCAGAAAAGCUCUUCGAAACGAUGGCCAAGCCAGAUGCCACCACGUAUCUGCAGAUGAUCCGGGUGGCAGCAUCCGUCUCUGACCCACAAGGUGCAGCAGAUUGGCUCCGUCGCAUGUCCGAGGCGGGCCUGCAGCCAUGGGUGCCCCAUUUCCACGCCGUCAUGACCGCACAUGCCAAGAUGGGCGAUAUGGAGGGCGCGGAAGCAUGGUUCAGAGUGAUGCUCGACGAGGGCAUGCGACCAGAGCUUGUGAGCUGCAACAUCCUGAUGUCUGCUGCCGCGAACAGUGGCGACACGGCGGGUGCGGAGGGCAUGCUACUCCGAAUGGAAGACCUCCAGCUCAGACCUGAUGUGGUAACGUACAGCACUCUCCUCAGCGCCUUUGCGAAGGCAGGAAAUGCCAUUGGUGCGCGGGACUGGCUGCUGCAAGCGGAGGAGGCGGGCAUUGAGCCAGACCUCAACUGCUACAAGCAGAUCAUCAAGGCUUGCGUCCAGUCCGGCGAUGCCGCGAUGGCCGAGCGAAUGGCCCGGCGUUUGCUGCGAAACCGGCUGACCCCAGAUGUUUACACCUACAACAUGCUCCUGAACGCCCUCGCCAAAGCGGGGAACUGGGCCUCUGCAGAGUUCUGGGUGGACCACAUGCAGCGGGCUGCGAGGUGGAAGCACCACGAGUUCCCUUUGGACCAGAUUAGCGUCGCCUACGCGGAGGUCUUUCUCGCACACGUGGAGGCUGGCGACUUAGAAGGUGCCGAGGCUUGGAUGAUGCAGAUGGUUGGCGAAGGCAUCGAGCCCCAGGCUCGAUGUUACACCGCGCUUGUGCAGAGAUAUCUCGAUCAAGGAGAUCUGGGCAGCGCAAGGCGCUGGCUGGGGCGAAUGAACACUUGGUCGAACCAUCGCGCGCCUGUAAACCUCCUGGAAGCCUUGGAGCCGGAACGGUUGCUGCAAGAGGCUGUGAGCUCCUAG
Messenger RNA from Symbiodinium necroappetens, 2007 nucleotides. Lineage: Eukaryota; Dinophyceae; Suessiales; Symbiodiniaceae. The record is from the annotation of a GenBank genome assembly.